AUGUCUGCUGCACUUCAGCGUGAAAUUCAAGAUUUCUCAACAGUCUUCAAUAUUGAAUGGAAAUUCAUCCCACCGCGCGCUCCGCACUUUGGCGGUAUCUGGGAGAACGCCGUAAAGAAUUUCAAACGCAUUCUACGUGUCAAUACAUUCAAUGUCAUCAUGAAUUAUAAAGAGCUCAACACCUUCGCAACUCAAAUUGAGGCCAUCCUUAAUUCGAGACCCUUGAUUCCGCUCACGGAAGAUCCAGAUGAUUUGAGUUAUCUCUCGCCAGCUCACUUUCUUAUUGGUAGGCCCCUCAUGGCUCUUCCUUUUCACGCACCUGCGACCACCCACGUCGAUAAUCGUUCACAUUGGCGUCAACUACAGGAAGCAGUGAAAGAACUGUGGAAACGAUGGUCACAAGAGUAUCUGGUAACGCUCCAGAAAAAGAGUAAGUGGAUUUCUAAUUGUGAAAAUCUCAAAGUUGGUGCUAUUGUCAUCUUAAAGGAUCCUGGUGCGCCCCAAUCCACCUGGAAACUGGCUAGGAUUAUCGAGACCUUUCCCGGACAAGACAACAAAGUUAGAGUAGUCAAGGUGAAAACCCUCAACUGGCGAAUUCACUCGCUCUAUUGCAAGCCUAGCACCUCUCCCUAUGGACGAGGAUGUUUCUGA
Molecule: messenger RNA, 651 nt
Organism: Nilaparvata lugens (brown planthopper)
Lineage: Eukaryota; Metazoa; Arthropoda; Insecta; Hemiptera; Delphacidae
Exons: 1
Coding region: 1-651 (216 amino acids)
Molecular function (GO): nucleic acid binding
Source: RefSeq, a predicted model, not a curated record